Messenger RNA from Triticum aestivum (bread wheat), 2611 nucleotides. Its product is annotated as glycerol-3-phosphate acyltransferase 1. Gene Ontology annotation, biological process: cutin biosynthetic process. Gene Ontology annotation, cellular component: membrane. Lineage: Eukaryota; Viridiplantae; Streptophyta; Magnoliopsida; Poales; Poaceae. The coding region runs from base 767 to 2377 and encodes 536 amino acids. The record is from RefSeq and is a predicted model, not a curated record. The transcript is spliced from 2 exons. Gene Ontology annotation, molecular function: glycerol-3-phosphate 2-O-acyltransferase activity; phosphatase activity.
CGACCCAGCUGGCUCAAACGCCCUGAGUUUUUGCGAGGAGAUUCACUCGGCUGGCCCGAUAUCGAUCAACCCAGUUGACAUAACAACCAAAUCCCAAUCGUAAGAGAAGCACGACGUCCAUCAGACUGACUCAGAUGUGGUCACUCAAGACACCCAUUGUAUGUGAAGAAUCCAGGUACGAGAAUUCGCAUGGUGUAGGUUUGAUAGAUUGUCUACACAAAAAUCUCAAACCAUGAAUAUUGCCUCAAAAACCCCACGACAUUGGUGACAUGGACAAUUUUACCUAUCAGCUACAACGACAUGACCUCGCAAAAAAAAAACUACAACGACAUGAACCUUUGAAUGAUACUCCUAUACAUCCAACAAAAAAAAAAAGAAUGAUACUCCUAUACACUUUUUAACCGUAGUUAUUGUUUACCCUGGCAGAAGUUUGUCGGAUUUCAACCUUUGAAUGAUGUUCCUAUAGGUCUGUCUCCGGCUCCCUAUUUUCUCCCACCUACCACCUUAAUUAUCUUCCACAGCUUGAUCCCGUUCCUUCCUCUCAUCCCCAUAUAUUCCUCCGUCACCGAUCAAUCUCCUGUAAACCCGCAGUUGCACUAGCGCGGUGCGACUGCCAAGAGCCCACGACUGGCACCACCCACCUUUUCAUCGUCUCUCCUAUCCCGAGCACUUCGCCAUUUGUAGCAGCAAGACACCAUCAGAAAGGCAAGUUGGUGAAGCUUGCACAGAUACAGUGUCCGUGCGGUGCGGACAUAGGAAACAGGAGAUGGUCUUCCACGCCAUUCUCCCCAAGAUAGCCGUCCACUGGCUCAUCAACUUGUACCGCGCGGCCAGGAAGCUCCGCAGCAAUGCCUUCCAGUACUGUCGUGACUCCACCAGCAGCACCAAGCCAUCCACCGAAGCCAUCUCCAGCUCCGAGCGCACCAUGCCGUCCGCUGCUGAUAGGACGGUGGUGUGCGACUUCCACGGCGGGCUCCUGAGGUCCACCGGCAUCUUCCCCUACUUCAUGCUCGUCGCCUUCGAGGGCGGCAGCCUGCUCCGGGCGCUGGUGCUGCUCUGCUUCUUCCCCCUUGUAUGGAUACUCGGCGAGCGCUCCGACGCCGGCGUCCGGGUCAUGACGUUCGUCACCUUCGUCGGGCUCAGGCCACGGGACACUGACCUCGUGGCCCGCGCCAUCCUGCCAAAGUUCUACAUGGAGAGGCUCCACGCGCAGGUGUACGACCACCUGUGGCUGCCGGCGAAGAGGAAGGUGGCGUUGACGAGCACUCCGAGGGUAAUGGCGGAGUGCUUCCUCAAAGAGUACAUGGCCGCCAACGUGGUUGCCGGGUGCGAACUCCAGAUGGUUGAGGUAGGGCGCGUGUGGUACUUCACCGGGCUGCUGUGCGGGACAGGGCCAGGCCCGGGCUUGAGGCAGAAGACGCUGAGGGAGGCGUUCGAAGCGGACGGCAACAUGGCCGACGUUGGCGUCGUCCGGGGCUCCAACCCACUCGACCAACUCUGUGCCCCCUACUGCAAGGAGCUUUACGUCGUCAGCUGGGAGAGUGCCAAGACCGCCCGUCUGCCGCGCGAGAGGUACCCGAAGCCGCUCAUCUUCCACGACGGACGUCUCGCCUUUCUGCCCACCGCCCCCGCCAUGCUCGCCUUCUUCCUAUUUUUGCCGCUCGGUUUUAUACUCUCCGUCAUCCGCAUCUCCAUUGGCAUCGUCCUGCCAUACAACAUCAGCUUUGCAGCCAGCGCGUUGGCUGGAGUCUGCUUCCGCACCUCCGGCCGCCGCGUCCAGGAGGCCGGCGCCAAGCGCAGGGGCGUCCUGUUUGUGUGCACGCACCGGACACUGGUGGACCCGAUCAUGCUAACCGCCGCGCUGCAGAAGCCCGUGCCAGCCGUGACGUACAGCCUCAGCCGGCUCUCCGAGAUCAUCGCCCCCAUCAAGACCGUGCGGCUGACGCGCGACCGCGACCACGACGCCGCCAUGAUGUCGCGGCUGCUGGAGCAGGGAGACCUCGCGGUCUGCCCCGAGGGCACCACCUGCCGCGAGCCCUACCUGCUGCGGUUCAGCCCGCUGUUCGCCGAGCUGGCCGACGACAUGGAGCCCGUGGCGCUGGACGCGCAGGUGACGUCGCUGUAUGGCACGACGGCCAGCGGCCACAAGUGGCUCGACCCCUUGGCGUUCUUCGCCAACCCGGUGCCUGCGUACCGGGUGGAGUUCCUGGGCCCCGUGCCACGGGAUCAGACGCGCGCAGGGGGGAGGACCAGCGCCGAGGUAGCCAACUGGGUCCAGCGGCGGCUCGGCGAGGCGCUUGGGUUCGAAUGCACCGGGCUUAGUCGCCGUGACAAGUACAUCAUGCUCGCCGGGAACGACGGUGUGGUCCGCAAGUAGAGGACUCGCGCAGCAGCUGAGCGUGUUCUGAAGAUACACGCGUCCUGCAAAUCAAAAUUCGCCAAAUAUUAGUUACUCCUAUGUAAUGUAAUCCGUUCGAGGAGUAGUGGAUCUAUUGAGUUUUCUCUUACUUCGUGUGUUGACAAAAACUGGUUUGCUGCCAGAGUCGAUAAAUAAACCACUGUAAUGAAAUCUAAUCAAACUACGACGCCUUGUUGUUAAGGGCAUUUCUAA